Molecule: messenger RNA, 1838 nt
Organism: Sceloporus undulatus (fence lizard)
Lineage: Eukaryota; Metazoa; Chordata; Lepidosauria; Squamata; Phrynosomatidae
Product: hepatic lectin-like
Exons: 8
Coding region: 343-963 (206 amino acids)
Source: RefSeq, a predicted model, not a curated record
UAUGAUGACACAGAAGCACCAAGCAGGGGAGCGGAUCUCCCAUAUGGGAGUUGGCGUCCUCUCCCAGCUAAGCCCAUAGAGAAGACUGAAAAUGUGGAAGAUGAAUAUGAAAGCUUCAGUGAAGAAAACAACUAUGACAAGAUCCCACUUCCUUCUAAAAGGGAGGAACCAAAACCCCACGCUAAACAAUCAAGCCCUGAGGAUAACUUUGUUACAGGCAAGUCAGUCUUCACUCCAUUCCUCUGGAAGGGCUCUUGGAGGAGAAAUGGCAUACCUGUGCUCUUGGCUCUCGUUGUUGGCUGUCUCAUAAUUGAUAUCAUUCUUCUCUCACAAUAUGCUGCCAUGAUUUCAGAGCUCAAGAAGCUGAAUUUCAGCUUUACACAAGAAACCUGUGAUGUUUCAACAGCCCUUCUAAUGAUCAAAGAGGCGAAGAAUGAAUUUCUAGCAGAGCUCAGAACUAUAGAAAAUAUUGCUCAGAGGUGUGAAGCAAGUGACAGAAGAGCGGAGGAAACGAUCAGAUUAGCAGAAAAACUGAGUGCAGAAAGGCAAGCUAACCUUAGAAAUGUCUGCAGCAGACCUGACCCUUUGCACUGGCAAGAAUUUGAAGGUAGCUGCUAUUAUUUCUCAGAUACUGAAGAACAGUGGAGAAAUGCCAGAAAAUUCUGUGCUGCAGCUAACUCCCAUCUGAUCAUUAUUAACAGCAAGAGGGAGCAGGAUUUUGUGGUUCCAAAAAUAAAGCAGACAACAGUCUGGCUUGGCCUAAGUGAUAUAGAAACGGAGGGAACCUGGUGCUGGGUUGAUGGAUCACUGCAAGGACUAAAAUACUGGAAGCAUGGUGAACCUAAUAAUACUGGUAAUAAUGAAGACUGUGCUGUCCUGUCCACAGAGAGAAACUGGAAUGACAUCCCUUGUGAUAGAGAAGUCCAUUUUGUGUGUGAGAGGAUAGGUUGUAUCCCUCAUUAAGAAAGAAAGCAGUGAGUCUCCCUAUAUGAAAUCCUUGAUGCAUGUUCCACAUAUUUCUUUUCUCCAGGCUUUUCUGGAUAUUCUUUAACAGCUGCAGAUCUGGGAUACUCAAGACAACCAUUAGUACAUUUUUUUAUAUGUAUUAAUAUAUCACCUGCAAACAUGGUACAGUUACUUUGAAUCUUUGACUACUGCUUCUUGCAGAAAUAGCUGCAAAUCUUUGAGUAAGAUGUAUGCCUUUCAUAAAUUAAACUGAUUCUCCUUUAUGUCAGCACUCCUUAUGAGAUAACUUUCCCAUCUGACCUUUUCAGAUGGGAAAGAUAUGGUUCAUCAUCUUGUUCACAUAUGAACGCAACACCAUGGAGGGAUUUAACUAAGUAUAGUAGCAACUGCCACAUUUCCAAAGAAAUGCUUGAUAUGCAGACUUUUACAAUAAUUUAUUUCUAAUUUUCAUGCUGUUUUCCACAGUCCGACUCCCGAAUGACAGCUCUUCCCACCAAGUCAUGGUCCUUCGGAUUUAAUUUUUAUUUCAGUUCAUCACAUCAGUGAGCAAGGUCACUGGGAUUCUAAGUGCAUCCUUUAUUUUGAAUCUCACAAAUUCUAUUCAGUGUAUACCAUCUAUAAAUUUCACUGGGAUACACAAGAUCAUCCUUCCUAAAAAUGGUGACAUGACUGACAAAGAGCACUCUUCCCAUUUCAGCACCCAAGAAGGCAUGUGUGCUGCAUGAAAUAGUGAUCAUAAACAAAAGGGCAAUUUUUUUCUAGGGUAGUUUUUAUCACUUUUCAUUAUUGUCAUUUCAACCAUGUGCAAGACAGUGUACCUGUGUGUGUAUAUCACCUGUUGACUUAUAGCGACCCCAUUAAUUUCAUAGGGU